This is a messenger RNA of Ziziphus jujuba (common jujube), 2236 nucleotides long. RefSeq lists its product as uncharacterized. Bases 141 to 1874 code for a protein of 577 amino acids. NCBI's taxonomy places the organism in Eukaryota, Viridiplantae, Streptophyta, Magnoliopsida, Rosales, Rhamnaceae. The record is from RefSeq and is a predicted model, not a curated record. The transcript has a single exon.
AUAAGCAAAAGCGUAUUAGAAGCUCUCAAAAAAAAAAAAAAAGGCAAACAGGCAAAAGCACAAAAACAAAAACAAAAGCAUUUCCAAAAAGCUCUCACACCCUUGUCCAAAAGCAAAAGCAACCCAUCUCUCAAAAAACCAUGGAAGAAGAGGAAAAUAUGUUACCACCAUUUUGGUUACAAACCAAUGAUACUCUCCGGCAAGUUGACCACCGCCGCCGCCGGCAUCUCCUCCGCCGUUCAACUUCUAUUUUCCUCAACUCCAGUGCUCUUGUUGCAGUCUUACUGGUUAUAGCACUUGUAUUCAUUUUCAUCAUAAUUCCUACUCUUCUUUCUUUCACUUCCCAUGUUUUUAGACCCCAGUUGGUGAAGAAGAGCUGGGACUCUCUCAAUCUUGUCCUUGUGCUCUUCGCCAUUGUUUGUGGAUUUCUAAGCAGAAAUAGCAAUGAGAAUACGAAUUCUUACGAAGAUCAAAGUGUUUCAAUUGCUGGUUCAGGUGCUUCCAAGUCAAACCCAUCAACACCACGUCAGUGGUAUGAGAAUCAGUAUUCAGAUCGCACGGCUUAUAUGACCAGGUUGAGAAGCAGCAGUUCAUACCCUGAUCUGCGUCAAGAAUCUAAUUGGGCUUCUCGAGAUGAUCGGUGGCGAUCCUACGAUGAUAUCCAUGUGAACAGUUACCACGCCGAUCAGGGCCUCCAUCAUCGCCGGCCAUGGCCGCAAGAACCUGAACCCGAACAAGAAGCAGUAGUCGAUCGUAAUUUGAGAGAGGAAGGUUCUUAUUCGCAGCCUGCACCGCCAUCUCAGUCGUCUUCUUCUCCACCGGAGACGCCGCCGCCGCGGCAGGCUUCACCUCCUCGGCCGGUGACUCCACCGCAGCCAUCGAAGAAGGUCGGUGUUAAGCGUAAACCAAAGCGAAGCGACGAAGCUCUUGGAGAAAACGAAAGGAUUAGUACUGGUACGGACUUUGAGGCCAUCGUCGAGAUUUCCUACCCGCCACCAUCUGCCAUUCCGAUUCCGAUUCAGACUCCUCCACCGGCGCCGAUUUCCGUGUAUGAGGAAACGGAGCGAAAGAGUAGUGGGAAGAACGAGAAGAAGAGAGGAGUGGUGAGCAAGGAAUUCUUGAUAUCGUCGCUUAGGAGGAAGAAGAAGAAGCAGAGACAAAAGAGUGUCGAAAACUUCGACGCCAUUAUUAUGAGCUCUGUUCCUUCUUCUUCUUCUUCUUCUUCUUUGCUAUUAACCGCACCGCCUUCACGGGCUCCAUCGCCGCCGCCGCCGCCGCCUCCUUCUUCAGCCUUCCACAACCUGUUCUCUUCAAAGAAAGGUAAAACCAAGAAAUCAAUUUCACAGCCACAGCCACCGUCACAGCCGCCGCCACCAUCGCGAAAACACACGUCGAUGGUGAGUGCUUCGAAAACCAAACCCAGCAGCCCAAUCAGAGCCCGUAGAUUUCCACUACCGGAGACUACGACGACGUCCAUAGGUACCAGCUCCAUUGGUGUGGAAUAUGAUAAUGUGAAUCGAGGUAACGAAUCGCCGCUCAUUCCGAUACCGCCGCCGCCACCUCCGCCGCCGUUUAAAAUGCCAGCGUGGAAGUUUGUUAGGCAUGGUGAUUUCGUAAGGAUAAAUAGCAAUAAUAGCUCGCGCAGUGGGUCGCCGGAUUUGGAUGACAGCGAGGAUUCGGGAAGCAUGGAAACGAGUCCGUUGGCUAGAAAUGGCGCUGCAAUGGAAGUCGGAGAAUCUUCGACGGCCAUGUUCUGUCCGAGCCCGGAUGUGGACAGCAAAGCUGACACUUUCAUUGCAAGGUUUAGAGCUGGUUUGAAGUUGGAGAAGAUGAAUUCUGCAAAAGAGAGGAAGUCCACUCUUGGCCCACAAUGAAGCCCAACCCCGCACCUAUACAAGGACUAGGCCCAAACUUGAAGUCCGUUUAAUUUAGACCAAAAAAAAAAAAAAAAAUUUGUUUGUUCAUUUUGGACUAACUUGCACAGACUUUCAUAAGUGACAGGUUCAUGGGAAUUUGUUUUUUUUUUUUUUUUUUAUUUGAUUAUGCAUUUGGGAAAUUAUUUUAUUCUUUUAGUAGUUAGGGAAAUGCUUUUUUAUAAAAUGUCUGCGUUGGGGUUUUUGAUGUUUAUGAUUGUCAGAGUUUGGAUGUAAAUUGUCUGUGGUUUCGAAGAUUUUUUUUUUUUAAAUAUUAUAUUAAUAAUAUAGAAAUAAAAAGAUAUAUGUAAGAAUCUGUGAUA